AUGACGAGACCGUAUCGUCGAUAUCUCGUCACGUUACUGUUGCUGUUGCAAACCAUCUCGAGGUACGGCCAGGCGAUUGCCGCGGAAUCGACGCACGCGACCGAUCUGUCGCCGUCGUCCGCGUCCGUACCGUCCGGUCUCUCCGGUCCGGAUUACACUGGACCAUCCGCGGGUUCGGAUGAGUGCGAUCCCGAGAUGGUUGGCUUCGAGCUCGUAACCGGCUACGUGUACACCGCGCCUACGAACAUGCUCGAGUCCAUACCAGGCACGUUGAUGCUCACCGACUGCCUCGAGACCUGUCAGGCAAACGACUCCUGCCAGGCGGUCAACUACGAGACGGGGCUUUGCGUCCUAUUCAGCUCUAACGCCGACAGCAAUCCAGGCGCACUGUCGCAAUCUCAGUUCCCCGUGUUUACGAUCUAUGCCCAGAAGAGCUGUCUGGCAGUGAAGCCCUGCGAACGAGCUUGGUGCAUCGAUAGAGUGCAGGGACACCGCCUUCAGGGUCACGCACGUAGGACCAUGACCGCCUCCUCGAGGCAGCACUGCCUCGAGCUCUGCCUGGGCGAACGAGACUUCCUGUGCCGAUCCGCUAAUUAUAUCAAUGCUACAAAGCAGUGUGAACUUUCGGACAUGGACAGGCUGACGGUUGCGGGCUCGAACGCCUUCCAGGCAGCGAAGGGUGUGGAUUAUUUGGAAAACCACUGUGUGGAAGAGCCAGUGAAACUUUGCGAAUUUAAGAAGCUAACCGGCCGUAUAUUAAAGACUGUGGACUCCGUCUACCAAGAUGUCAGCACGUCCGAUGAAUGUCGCGAAUUGUGUCUGAAUUCACCGUUCCGUUGCCACUCUUAUGAUUACGGUGACACCGGUGACAUGGUCUGCCGUCUCAGUCAUCAUUCUCGUGCCACUCUCUCCGACAUUCAGGAACCGUAUCUCGAUGUACCGGAAGCGGCCACGUACGAACUGAGCUCCUGUUACAAUGUGACCAUCGAUUGUCGCGCUGGAGAUAUGGUGACCAGAAUUCAGACCAGUAAGCUCUUCUACGGUAAGGUGUACGCGAAGGGCUCGCCUAACUCGUGCGUGCAAGACGUCAAGGGUGCGCUCGAGUUUGAACUUCGCAUGGCGUACGAUGAUCUCGAGUGUAACAUAAGGCAACAGGGUCUCGGCCGGUAUUUAAACGACGUGAUCAUUCAACAUCACGACACCAUUGUCACGAGUUCCGAUCUUGGACUGGCUGUAACUUGUCAGUAUGACCUCACUAACAAGACCGUGUCGAACGAAGUCGAUCUCGGCGUACACGGCGACAUCACGCCUGCUCUGUCGGAGGAAGUGAUCGUCGACUCGCCGAAUGUCGCCAUGAAGAUUACCGAUCGCAGUGGAAACGAGGCCAUCCCGUCGGCUGAAGUCGGUGAUCCGUUGGCACUCAAAUUCGAGAUCCUCGAUCCUCACAGUCCGUACGAAAUCUUCGUUCGCGAGCUAGUCGCUAUGGAUGGUGUCGACUCUAGUGAGAUUGUUUUGAUUGAUUCGGAUGGCUGCCCCACUGAUCACGUCAUCAUGGGACCACUUUACAAAUCGGCUACCACUGGCAAGAUAUUGCUGUCGCACUUUGACGCCUUCAAGUUCCCGAGUUCGGAAGUGGUGCAGUUCCGCGCUCUGGUCACUCCGUGCAUGCCGACUUGCGAACCCGUGCAGUGCGACCAGGAGGAAACAACCGGUGAACUACGAUCGGUGAUCUCCUUCGGCAGACGUCGACGCCGCCGUCGUUCCACUGCUGUUGGCACCCAGAGUCGCGAGGACCUCCUCCUGGUGCAAUCCAUCCAGAUUACGGACAAGUUUGGCUUCGAGCGUGAUGGUAAGUUACCGAACGUCACCUCCGCGACGAGGGACACCGUCUUCGUCGAGAGUGAAGACAUAUCGUCGUCGAUGGGGAUGUGCAUCAAUCUGGGUGAGGCGAUUGUAGCUGGCACCGUCUUCCUCGUCGCCCAGAUUGCCAUCAUAGCGGCAUGGACUUUCACCUGGCAACGACGCCGACAAAUGCUGAAACACCAGGAGGCUCUAUCGGUCUCCGUUUCCGUACCUGGGAUGCAUUCCAUGCCCGGGCGCACCGACAGUCUUUGUAAAUUGUACGAUGGCGGAUACUCCGCGCGUCGUUUCUGAAUGACUUCUCCCACCAGCUCCCACGGCAUAUCGUCAAUCUCGUCUUCCUGCGUAAAUCGCUAUUAACGAAUCUUUGGCUGACUUCACAUGGACGUGAGUUCUCAAACCGGUGCGUGCCGCGAAGAGAAUCGUGCGCGUAUCACGAUUCUCAAAGCGAUCAGCGAAAGUAAUACUCUCACGCGGCUCUCUCUUGAAUCUUUCUAUGGAAUUCGGA
Cyphomyrmex costatus is the source of this 2368-nucleotide messenger RNA. It is a transcript of the gene neo, whose product is annotated as ZP and PAN domain-containing protein neyo. The coding region runs from base 1 to 2154 and encodes 717 amino acids. Lineage: Eukaryota; Metazoa; Arthropoda; Insecta; Hymenoptera; Formicidae. The transcript is spliced from 5 exons. Gene Ontology annotation, biological process: anatomical structure morphogenesis. The record is from RefSeq and is a predicted model, not a curated record.